CUCCCGCAGCGCCGCCGCUCUCGGCCCCCGCCCGGCCCAACUUCCUCACAGCCGCGGCCGGGACGGGACGGGACGGGACGGCGGCGCCCCGCUGGGCUCCUGCUGAGGCGUGAGCGGGCGAUGCCGCUCGCCGCCUGGCGCCUGGCUCCCGGGGCGCGGCGGCUCUCGGUGGCGGCCACUGCCCCCACUGCCCCCUCGGGCGCCCCGAGAGCAGGUUUGACUGUAGGUACCAAAGCGGGGAUCGACGGCGCAUAAAGAUGCUGAAGGGUGUUUGGUUGCUCAGUUUGUUAACAGUGGCUGGGAUCUCGUGGACAGAGAGUCGCAAACCUGCCAAAGACAUUUGCAGCAAGAGCCGCUGCCCUUGUGAGGAGAAGGAGAACGUGCUGAACAUUAAUUGUGAAAACAAGGGAUUUACAACCGUCAGCCUCCUCCUGCCGCCCCCGUCCAAGAUCUACCAGCUGUUUCUCAAUGGGAACGCACUGACCCGCCUGUUCCCCAAUGAGUUCGUCAACUAUUCCAACGCCGUGACCUUGCACCUGGGCAACAACGACAUGCAGGAGAUCCGCACGGGGGCCUUCAGCGGCCUCCGCACCCUCAAGAGGCUGCACCUCAACAACAACAAGCUGGAAGUGCUGAAGGAAGACACCUUCUUGGGCUUGGAGAGUCUGGAGUACCUGCAGGCUGAUUACAAUUACAUCAGUGCCAUUGAAGCGGGAGCAUUCAGCAAACUGAACAAGCUCAAGGUGCUGAUCCUCAAUGACAACCUCCUGCUGUCCCUGCCCAGCAAUGUCUUCCGCUUUGUGCUCCUCACUCACCUGGACCUGCGGGGAAACCGGCUGAAGAUGAUGCCUUUUGCUGGUGUGCUGGAGCACAUUGGAGGCAUCAUGGAAAUCCAGCUGGAGGAAAACCCUUGGAACUGCACCUGCGACUUGCUGCCACUCAAGGCCUGGCUAGACACCAUCACCGUGUUUGUGGGUGAGAUAGUCUGUGAAACCCCCUUCAGGCUUCAUGGGAAAGAUGUGACCCAGCUCACCAGGCAAGAUCUCUGCCCUAGAAAGAGCUCCAGUGAUUCAAACCAGAGGGAAAAACACCCUGUCCUCUCAGACCCACACAUCUCGAGGCUAUCGCCCACAGCCAACUCUGCCAUCAAUCCCACCAGGGCCCCAAAAGCCAGCCGGCCGCCCAAAACUAGGAACCGCCCCACCCCCCGUGUCUCUGUGUCAAAAGACAGGCAAAUAUUUGGACCUAUCAUGGUUUACCAGACAAAGUCUCCUGUGCCCAUCACCUGCCCAGCUGGCUGCAUCUGUACGUCCCAGAGCUCAGACAAUGGCUUAAAUGUUAACUGCCAAGAGAAAAAGAUAAGUAACAUCUCUGACCUGCACCCCAGGCCAACCAGUCCAAAGAAACUUUACCUUACCAGUAACUAUCUGCAAGUCAUUUAUAGAACCGAUCUCACAGAGUACAGCUCUCUGGAUUUGCUACAUCUAGGAAAUAACAGAAUUGCAGUGAUACAAGAAGGUGCCUUUACAAACCUCACAAGUUUACGCAGACUUUACCUUAAUGGCAACUACCUUGAGGUUCUGUACCGAUCCAUGUUUGAAGGGCUGCACAGUCUGCAAUAUCUCUACCUAGAGUACAAUGUCAUUAAGGAGAUCCUGCCACGCACAUUUGAUGCUCUGAGCAAUCUUCAUCUGUUGUUUCUCAACAACAACUUGCUCAGAUCCUUGCCUGAUAAUGUCUUUGGAGGCACUUCCCUCACCAGGCUCAACCUUAGGAACAACCAUUUCUCUCACCUGCCUGUGAGAGGAGUCUUGGACCAGCUCUCGGCUUUGAUUCAGAUAGACCUCCAAGAGAACCCUUGGGACUGCACGUGUGACAUCCUGGGGCUGAGGAACUGGAUAGAGAAAGUCACUGACCAGAACAACCAGCAGUCUAAUCCCCCUGUAGUUAUCAACGAAGUAAUCUGCGAGUCUCCCACCAAGCACUCUGGAGAGCAUCUGAAAUUCCUGAGCAAAGAAGCCAUCUGCCCAGAGAACCCCAACUUGUCAGAUUCUUCUCUCCUCUCCAUGAACCAGAACACUGAUACCCCCCAUGUCGGUGUCUCACCCAGCUCCUACCCAGAAUUACACACCGAAGUUCCGCUGUCUGUCCUAAUUUUAGGCUUGCUGGUUGUGUUUAUUUUGUCCGUUUGUUUUGGGGCAGGUCUGUUUGUCUUUGUCCUUAAGCGCCGGAAGGGGGUGCAGAGCAUGCCCAGCAGUGCCAACAACGUAGAUAUAAGUUCAUUUCAGCUCCAGUAUGGGUCUUACAACACUGAGACCCACGAUAAAACUGAAGGACAUGUUUAUAACUACAUUCCCCCUCCUGUUGGACAGAUGUGCCAAAACCCAAUCUACAUGCAAAAGGAAGGGGAUCCAGUUGCCUAUUACAGGAAUCUCCAUGAGUUUAGCUAUAGCAGUCUUGACCACAAAAAAGAAGACCCCACCAGUCUUGCAUUUACCAUCAGUGCAGCUGAAUUGCUGGAAAAGCAGUCCUCACCGAGGGAACCAGAGCUCCUGUAUCAAAAUAUUGCAGAAAGGGUCAAGGAACUCCCCACCGGAGGAUUAGUUCAUUAUAACUUUUGUACCUUACCCAAAAGGCAGUUUGCCCCUUCAUAUGAAUCCAGACGCCAAAACCAGGACAGGAUAAAUAAAACUGUUUUAUAUGGAACUCCCAGGAAAUAUUUUGCAGAACAGUCUAAACCUGAGCAUCCUUUACUCCAAGGAAAGCUACAAACAGAACCAGACUACCUCGAAGUUCUGGAAAAACAAACUGCAAUCAGUCAGCUGUGAGGGGGGAGGUGGGAGACAAAAGAAAAUUUUUUAAAUGAGCUCAGCAUCAUAUUUCUUUGAGUCUGAACUCAGUACUGAUGUCAUCUGUCGCAUUCCCAACAUUUCCACUUUUUUAAAUCGGAGAAGGAGUGAGAGAGAAAAGGAACCCUUGCAGCAUAGCAGGGAUGUGGUGUUGCUUUUACAACAUUCCCUUUAAGUUAUUUCUAGAUCUCUCUCCUUUUGACCCUUCUCUAGGAACUGUCAUUGCAAAUGUAUCUUUCUGUAAUAGAUCUUGCAUAAAUUUUUUUGAUUUUGAAGGAAAUGAGGAAGGGGUCUUUUGGGUUUCUGUUUUUGUUUUUUUUUUCCUUUUCAUUUCAAAAUGGAAACUAAAUGUAUUAUGUAGAAGAUCUCCAAAGAUCUUUUUUUUCCUGGACUAUGACUUUCUUUUGUAAAUAAUAAUAUACAGUACUGCUGUUUCAAUUCCCAACUAUAGCCACUGGGCGUCACUUUUUUGUGUUAAAGUGCCUUUGCACUUUAAGUACAUUAUUACUUAAUUGUUGCUCUUAGCUUUGAUAAAUUGAACCUAUUUUAAUGUGUUGUAUUUUUGAAAUUAAAAAAAAUUGUAAAAUAGUUCUAUAUGUCAGCUGCAUUAAAUCAGAAGGUUUGAUAUAUAGGAAAGCUGCCCUUCUUUAAAUGAUUCUACUUCUAGGACCUUACAGACUUAAAUGUAAAUUAUUGGGGUGUUUUUUCCCUCUAGGUUUGUUUAGAGUGACUCAGAGAAAUCAACUGAGAGGAUUUAGCAAUGGACUAGAGGUUAUCAAAUGCCUCAGCUGGGAAUAACAGCUCAUUAAUAAAAGAUGUUUAACACAA
Haemorhous mexicanus (house finch) is the source of this 3677-nucleotide messenger RNA. RefSeq names its product SLIT and NTRK like family member 2 (gene SLITRK2). Gene Ontology annotation, cellular component: membrane; glutamatergic synapse. The transcript is spliced from 2 exons. The record is from RefSeq and is a predicted model, not a curated record. NCBI's taxonomy places the organism in Eukaryota, Metazoa, Chordata, Aves, Passeriformes, Fringillidae. Gene Ontology annotation, biological process: regulation of presynapse assembly; positive regulation of synapse assembly; axonogenesis. Bases 258 to 2828 code for a protein of 856 amino acids. Gene Ontology annotation, molecular function: protein binding.